Messenger RNA from Clarias gariepinus (North African catfish), 1965 nucleotides. RefSeq lists its product as uncharacterized. Gene Ontology annotation, molecular function: ATP hydrolysis activity; GTP binding. The record is from RefSeq and is a predicted model, not a curated record. Lineage: Eukaryota; Metazoa; Chordata; Actinopteri; Siluriformes; Clariidae. The transcript is spliced from 3 exons. The coding region runs from base 86 to 1699 and encodes 537 amino acids.
UUCUCUCUUGGGCUUCCCUGAAACACAGGUCCUUCUGUAUCACUGGAAUCAUCUAAGAUUUUCAGUUCAGACUUCCACACACAUUAUGGCUACUAGAUUACAAGCAGCAUCAGAGGCCGUACGUGAUGUAAUUAAGAAGAGUCAAUUAAUAUCCUCCUCUUCUGAAGAUCCACCUGUGCGAUAUCGUCUCCUAACAACAAGAACUGAUCUUAAUGAAAAUGGCUCAGUGAGAAAAUGGACAUUUGGACAACGAGACAGCAAUAUGCAAAACAAAAUCCUCCUUAUGGUUGGAGAAACUGGAACAGGCAAAACUACUCUGAUCAAUGCCAUGGUGAAUUAUAUACUCGGUGUGAAGUUUACAGAUGAAGUGUGGUUUGAAGUUACAGAAGAGGAAGGAGAUAAUCCCAUGUCAGAUCAGUCACAAAGUCAAACAAGUGAAAUCACUGUGUAUGAGGUCUUUGCCAAAGACAACCCAACCUGUCUUACCAUCAUUGAUACUCCAGGUUAUGGAGACACCAGGGGAACAGAUGUGGAUAAAAAUAUCGCUGAGAAUCUGUACAAACUGUUUCACAGUGAUACUGGAGUAAAAGAAAUUGAUGCAGUCUGUCUGGUAGUGAAGGCAUCUAUAAAUCGACUCUCUAACAGACAACAUUACAUCCUUGAUGCAGUUUUAUCCUUAUUUGGUAAAGACAUAGAGAACAACAUUGUCAUGUUUAUCACUCACUCAGAUGGAAUGCCACCAGGUAAUGCUCUUAAUGCUAUCAAGAGAGCAGGGAUUCCCUGCAGGAAAGAUGAAGAAAAUGAACCUGAGCAUUACUUAUUUAACAAUCGGCAAACUGAGAAGAGGAGAAAAAAGUUUAAUAGAGCUCUCCAGACAGCUUGGGAACUAACAGAGGAUAAUUUAAAUGAUUUAUUUGGCUCACUGAAAGAACAGAACAGAAAAAGCUUAGGGAAGACUCAAAGUGUUCUGAAGGAGUCCAAACGACUAGUAGCCUGUAUUACUAAUCUACAAAGCUGCAUUGACUAUGUAGAGUGCAAAGGGAAAGAACUGGAUCAGAUUCAGAAAGCACUUGAGGAAAACCGAGAAAAGAUUAAGAAAAAUGAAAACUUUACUUUUGAAGUCACCAAAUAUUACAAAGAAAAAGUUCCUAUUGAAAAUGCUUUAUGGUCAGACAGGAAGGCCACCACUUGCUCUGUCUGUAAGGAGAACUGUCAUGAAUAUGGCUGCUGGAGCGCCUGGAAUGCCGGGUGGUGUUAUAUCAUGAAAAAUAACCACUGCACUUCAUGUACAGGUAAAUGUCACUACACUAAACAUGUUAGAGAGAACAUGAAAUAUGUUACAUACAGUAAAGUGGAGACAUUGACACAUGAUGGGGUCAAAAAACAAUAUGAAGACAACAAGAAACAGGAGGAAGAGAAUAAAAGCAUAGAGGAGGCACUGAAAGAAGACAUCGACAAAUGGGAAAAGAAAAAAGCCGAUCAUGUGGAAGAAGCCUGCACCAGCAUCAUAAAACUGUCUGAGAUUGCUUUAAAGCCAGACUCUGCCUUCAUUGUUAAGACUCUUGACUACUGGAUCCCUCACGCUAAAAAAAAUGGAAAACGCUUUGUUCAGAAACUAAAAGAGCUGAGAAACAUACAACCUGAAUCAGAGAAGAGAGUUAAUGCUGCAACUGGGUAUGCAAGAGCAGGUUCCACUUAAAAUGUGAAACAUGUUUCAUAUAGAAAAUGCAUAUACAUCAUGAGAGUAAAUAUGGCCAUUUAACAUAUUUAUCGUAAGGUUUUUUUUUUAUAAUAAAAAUGUUACCUCACAUGUACCUUAUUACUUGUGAAGUCAUACUGUUAAUGGAUAGAUGUCUUUUAACCUGAUUAAGUAAAUGUUUUUAAUUCCACUCUUACUUUUCUGCCUGUUUAUCUGAUUUUAUUCAUUAUCUAGUUUUAUUCAUUAAAUAUCUGGUACCUCACUGA